Messenger RNA from Rattus rattus (black rat), 907 nucleotides. RefSeq names its product granzyme G-like. Gene Ontology annotation, biological process: proteolysis. Gene Ontology annotation, molecular function: serine-type endopeptidase activity. Lineage: Eukaryota; Metazoa; Chordata; Mammalia; Rodentia; Muridae. Gene Ontology annotation, cellular component: cytoplasm; intracellular membrane-bounded organelle. Bases 1 to 747 code for a protein of 248 amino acids. The transcript has 5 exons. The record is from RefSeq and is a predicted model, not a curated record.
AUGCCACCUGUCCUGAUUCUUCUGACCCUACUUCUGCCUCUUGAAGCUGGAGCAGAGGAGAUCAUCGGGGGCCAUGAAGUCAAGCCCCACUCCUACCCCUACAUGGCGUUUAUUCAGUCUGUGAAAGCGGACGGAAAUAUCAGUUACUGCGGAGGCUUCCUGGUUCAAGACUACUUUGUGCUGACGGCUGCUCACUGCGAAGGACAAUCAAUGACAGUCAUGCUGGGGGCCCACAACAUCAAGGCUAAGGAGGAUACCCAGCAAAUCAUCUUUGUGGAAAAAGCCAUCAGCCAUCCAGCUUAUAAUAAAGUAGAUUAUUCCUACGAUAUCAUGCUAUUGAAGCUGAAGAGCAAGGCCAAGAGAACUAAAGCUGUCAGUACCCUCAUGUUGCCCCAGAGCAAUGCCCAGGUUAAGCCGGGGGAUGUGUGUCAUGUGGCUGGCUGGGGGUUAACGUCCAUCAACGGCACUAAAGCAUCUUCCUGCCUACGAGAGGCUGAACUGAUCAUUCAGGAGGACCAGGAAUGCGAAAAAAUUUUCUACAACUAUUUCAAGACCAUAGAGAUUUGUGCUGGAGACCCAAACAAUGUACAGGAUGCUUCAAAGGGUGACUCCGGGGGACCCCUCGUGUGUGACAACAGAGCUUAUGGAGUUAUAGCCUAUGGGAAAAAAGGGGAAAUCUCUUCAGGAGUCUUCACCAAGGUUGUGUACUUCCUGCCGUGGAUAAGCAGAAACAUGAAGCUCCUCUAACAGGUUAAUACCUGUGCCCAACCAGCCUUUCUGACCUCAGGCAAGAACCACGAUGAGUGGGCAUCAAAGGCUGAAAAUCCAUAAUAAAUAACCCCCAGUGUGCAUGUAAUUUAAGUACUUUGCUGUUUGAGCCACUUCAUUGUUUCCACACCUCUCUGGU